Molecule: messenger RNA, 665 nt
Organism: Aphidius gifuensis
Lineage: Eukaryota; Metazoa; Arthropoda; Insecta; Hymenoptera; Braconidae
Gene: Roc2
Product: RING-box protein 2
Exons: 2
Coding region: 100-438 (112 amino acids)
Biological process (GO): ubiquitin-dependent protein catabolic process; protein ubiquitination
Cellular component (GO): nucleus; Cul5-RING ubiquitin ligase complex
Molecular function (GO): cullin family protein binding; zinc ion binding; ubiquitin protein ligase activity
Source: RefSeq, a predicted model, not a curated record
UCUAACCUUUUAUCUGAAAUAAAACAUCAAAACAAUUGUCGACAGUUUGUUAAGUUUUUAAUUAUUGUUGGCUAAUAAUUAAAUUUAAGUUAAUUAAUAAUGGCUGAUUGUGGUGAUCAAGAUAAUGUAGAACGUACUGAUGCUGAUAAUACUAAAAGUGAUAAAUUAUUUACAUUAAAAAAAUGGAAUGCAGUUGCAAUGUGGAGCUGGGAUGUCGAGUGUGAUACUUGUGCCAUUUGUCGUGUCCAAGUUAUGGAUGCUUGUCUUCGUUGUCAAGCUGAGAGUAAAAAAGAUUUCAUUGGAAAACAAGAUUGCGUUGUUGUAUGGGGCGAAUGUAAUCAUUCCUUUCAUUAUUGCUGCAUGUCACUUUGGGUUAAACAAAAUAAUCGUUGUCCACUUUGUCAACAAGAAUGGUCAAUUCAACGUAUGGGAAAAUAAUUAUCCAUCAAUUCAAAUUAACUACCUGUUAAAGUUGGAAAAGAAAACAAAUUCCAAAAAAAAAAUGAAUGAUUUUUUAUGAAAAACAUUUUCAUUUUAAUCAUUUUUUUCUGUACUUUUUACUUUCAUUAAAAAUUGUUUAUAACUGUAUAAGAAAAAACGAAAAAACAUUGUUCAUUAAUUAAUUAAAAAUAAACAAAAAAAUUUAUACAAUAUAAAAUAGAAAA